Molecule: messenger RNA, 1070 nt
Organism: Cephus cinctus (wheat stem sawfly)
Lineage: Eukaryota; Metazoa; Arthropoda; Insecta; Hymenoptera; Cephidae
Gene: mRpL55
Product: 39S ribosomal protein L55, mitochondrial
Exons: 3
Coding region: 381-719 (112 amino acids)
Biological process (GO): translation
Cellular component (GO): mitochondrial large ribosomal subunit
Molecular function (GO): structural constituent of ribosome
Source: RefSeq, a predicted model, not a curated record
CGUUUUUUCGUUGAUUCUCCUAUUAGAGAUGGGAUUCCUCUACUCUAGUCUCCAUGCAACGUAACUUGAAAUAGUAGCACACAUUUUAUUUCGAAGACUGCCAAAUAUUUUUUUGCGUUUUUACAAAGUUUUACGAAUUACUUGACCGCAGAGAAGAAUAAUUUUAAAAGAGUCAUUGCAACUGUUAUUUAAUGCAUAAUACUUUACAGAAACUCAAAUAUAUCCCCAUUGAUAUGUCGGCGGGACAACAUUUUUGCACGGCUUGUACACCACAUGCGCAGUUCAAUUCGAAAAGAAUGACUUGCUACAGAAUAUGCUAAGGUAGCAGACGACAAAAUUCAACCAAGAUAAUUUUUCGGCUCCUUUCGCCGGUUAUUAGGAUGAAAUCUCAUAUACUGGCUUUACUGAGCACGACAAGAAACUCAUUAAACUUCAGCAGAAAUUUCAACUGUUGGACUGCAGGUAUAACAAAGAUACACCGAACGACCUACGAAAGGACAUACCCAACAGUAUUGGUCAACCCCGAUGGUAGCUCUAUAAUAAUUCCAUAUCAUGAACCAAGAGGGAUAAUAAAAUUACCUCUGGAUAUUUUUACAUUGUCGGAAGCUGAACGUAAAGCAAGACUUGAAAGACGCAAGCCUAAGACUAGAGUCAAAAUUGAUGAAGACAUAGAAGAUGACUUUGACGUCACUAAGUAUUUAAAUUUCAAGAAGAAAUAGAUACUACAAUAAAUCAUAUUCGGCUAUCAACUUAUUUAACAUUGUACAGAAAGAAUUAAACAGCUGAUAAUUGAAAAUUCAUUAAUUAUUGUACAGAAAGUAUGAUAGAACUUUAUUAUAAAUAUACAUAAACCAAAAUCCUCAUCGACAAUAAAAUCACAUCAAGGAUUCAUGAAUGUCAAAGAUCAAUAUCAAUGAAUGGAUUAAAACUAUGUUGAAUCAUCCAACAACAAAAAAUAAUCACUGAUGAAACCAUUGUUAGAAAUAUUCAAUGUAGUUAUAGAUCUAGAUGUUUCGUAAACAUGUCACAUAAUAUAUAAUGAAACAAUAAAAAGUGAAUAAUAAAAGUUA